Messenger RNA from Penicillium antarcticum, 960 nucleotides. RefSeq names its product PQ-loop repeat-containing protein. Gene Ontology annotation, cellular component: fungal-type vacuole membrane. Bases 1 to 960 code for a protein of 319 amino acids. The transcript is spliced from 5 exons. The record is from RefSeq and is a predicted model, not a curated record. Gene Ontology annotation, biological process: basic amino acid transmembrane export from vacuole. Lineage: Eukaryota; Fungi; Ascomycota; Eurotiomycetes; Eurotiales; Aspergillaceae.
AUGGUCACCAUGGGACACGAAUCUAUACCCCUGACAGCCCGCGAAGCUGCUUCCGGCCUUUUGGGAUCAGUGUCCAUGACCUGCUGGAUUUUCCUCCUGGUCCCGCAGCUAAUAGAAAACUAUCGCAAUGGCAACGCCGAAGCUAUCUCCCUCCUCUUCGUCUUCGUCUGGUUCGUCGGUGACGUCGCAAACCUCGUCGGUGGCCUCCUAGCAGGUCUUGUGCCCGUGAUCGUCGCUAUCGCAGUCUACUUCUGCAUCGCAGACGGCGUUCUCAUCGCUCAGUGCCUGUACUACAAGGCGCGCAACUCCCGCCGCCACAUUGUCCACCGCCGACGCUCGUCCACUGAGACUCCCGACCCUACUACCCCGCUCUUGGGUCGUCGUUUCAGUGAUUCACUUGGUCCUAAUGAGUCGCGGCGUCGGUCCUCUGGAUCGCUGCGUGGUCAUCAGGGUAUUGGCCGACGCGAGAGCCAGGUUGAGGAUACCUUGGCGAAGAUUGUCGAGGAGAAUGACUAUGGCCGCAAGGCUUGGACCAAGAACUUUGCCAGUGUUAUAGGUAUUUUCCUUGUUGGUAUGGCUGGCUGGACCAUGGCCUGGCAGACAGGCAUGUGGGCGCCAGCGCCCCAGGAGAAUCACAGUGGUUCUGAGGAGGCUACUAGUGGUUUGGUGUUAGGUUACUUCAGCGCUGUUUGUUAUCUGGGAGCGAGAUUGCCUCAGAUCUACAAGAAUUACAGCGAAAAGUCUUGUGAAGGUCUCUCACUUUUGUUCUUCAUUCUCUCACUUCUCGGCAACUUGACAUAUGGUGCAGGCAUCCUCUGCCAUUCCACGGAGAAGGAGUACUUCCUCACUAACCUUCCAUGGCUGAUUGGUUCCUUGGGAACAAUGGUUGAAGAUGUGGUCAUUUUCAUUCAAUUCCGCAUCUACGCCCCCCAGGAACAGCGUCAGUCGGCGCUUUCAUAA